Messenger RNA from Neofelis nebulosa (Clouded leopard), 8768 nucleotides. It is a transcript of the gene FXR1, whose product is annotated as FMR1 autosomal homolog 1. Gene Ontology annotation, molecular function: translation regulator activity; protein homodimerization activity; mRNA 3'-UTR binding. Gene Ontology annotation, biological process: positive regulation of protein phosphorylation; regulation of dendrite morphogenesis; regulation of translation at postsynapse, modulating synaptic transmission. The transcript has 17 exons. Bases 98 to 2131 code for a protein of 677 amino acids. The record is from RefSeq and is a predicted model, not a curated record. NCBI's taxonomy places the organism in Eukaryota, Metazoa, Chordata, Mammalia, Carnivora, Felidae. Gene Ontology annotation, cellular component: membrane; neuronal ribonucleoprotein granule; dendritic spine.
CCGCCCCUCCCCCCGCCUCCUUUAUGCCCCUCCCCCCUCCUCCCCUCUGGUUGGAAAGUUUCUAGAAUCUCUUCCCAGCGGCCUUUGCGGUUCCAACAUGGCGGAGCUGACGGUGGAGGUUCGUGGCUCCAACGGGGCUUUCUACAAGGGAUUUAUCAAAGAUGUUCAUGAAGACUCCCUCACAGUUGUUUUUGAGAACAACUGGCAGCCAGAACGCCAGGUUCCAUUUAAUGAAGUUAGAUUACCACCACCGCCUGAUAUAAAAAAAGAAAUUAGUGAAGGAGAUGAAGUAGAGGUGUAUUCAAGAGCAAAUGACCAAGAACCAUGUGGAUGGUGGUUGGCUAAAGUUCGAAUGAUGAAAGGAGAGUUUUAUGUCAUUGAAUAUGCUGCUUGUGAUGCCACUUACAAUGAAAUAGUCACAUUUGAACGACUUCGGCCUGUCAAUCAAAAUAAAACUGUCAAAAAAAAUACCUUCUUUAAAUGCACAGUGGAUGUUCCUGAGGAUUUGAGAGAGGCGUGUGCUAAUGAAAAUGCACAUAAAGAUUUUAAGAAAGCAGUAGGAGCAUGCAGAAUUUUUUACCAUCCAGAAACCACACAGCUAAUGAUACUGUCUGCCAGUGAAGCAACUGUGAAGAGAGUAAACAUUUUAAGUGACAUGCAUUUGCGAAGUAUUCGUACGAAGUUGAUGCUUAUGUCCAGAAAUGAAGAGGCCACUAAGCAUUUAGAAUGCACAAAACAACUUGCGGCAGCUUUUCAUGAGGAAUUUGUUGUGAGAGAAGAUCUAAUGGGCCUGGCAAUAGGAACACAUGGUAGUAACAUACAGCAAGCUAGGAAGGUUCCUGGAGUUACAGCUAUUGAGCUAGAUGAAGAUACUGGCACAUUCAGAAUCUAUGGAGAGAGUGCUGAUGCUGUAAAAAAGGCUAGAGGUUUCUUGGAAUUUGUGGAGGAUUUUAUUCAGGUUCCUAGGAAUCUUGUUGGAAAAGUAAUUGGAAAAAAUGGCAAAGUUAUUCAGGAAAUAGUGGACAAAUCUGGUGUGGUUCGGGUGAGAAUUGAAGGAGACAAUGAAAAUAAACUACCUAGAGAAGAUGGUAUGGUUCCAUUUGUAUUUGUUGGCACUAAAGAAAGCAUCGGAAAUGUGCAAGUUCUUUUAGAGUACCAUAUUGCUUAUCUAAAGGAAGUAGAACAGCUAAGAAUGGAACGCCUACAGAUUGAUGAACAGCUACGACAGAUUGGUAUGGGUUUCAGACCUUCUUCCACCAGAGGGCCUGAAAAGGAAAAAGGAUAUGCCACUGAUGAAAGUACCGUCUCUUCUGUACAAGGUUCUAGGUCUUAUAGUGGAAGAGGCAGAGGUCGUCGGGGCCCUAAUUACACCUCCGGUUAUGGUACAAACUCUGAGCUGUCUAACCCCUCUGAAACAGAAUCUGAGCGUAAAGACGAGCUGAGUGAUUGGUCAUUGGCAGGAGAAGAUGAUCGAGAGAGCCGACAUCAGCGUGACAGUAGGAGACGCCCAGGAGGAAGAGGGAGAAGUGUUUCAGGGGGUCGAGGUCGUGGUGGACCACGUGGUGGCAAAUCCUCCAUCAGUUCUGUGCUCAAAGAUCCAGACAGCAAUCCAUACAGCUUACUUGAUAAUACAGAAUCUGAUCAGACUGCAGACACUGAUGCCAGCGAAUCUCAUCACAGUACUAACCGUCGUAGGCGGUCUCGUAGACGAAGGACUGAUGAAGAUGCUGUUCUGAUGGAUGGGAUGACUGAAUCUGAUACAGCUUCAGUUAACGAAAAUGGGCUAGAUGAUAGUGAAAAAAAACCCCAGCGACGCAAUCGUAGCCGCAGGCGUCGUUUCAGGGGUCAGGCAGAAGAUAGACAGCCAGUCACAGUUGCAGAUUAUAUUUCUAGAGCUGAGUCUCAGAGCAGACAAAGAAACAUCCCAAGGGAAACUUUGGCUAAAAACAAGAAAGAAAUGGCAAAAGAUGUGAUUGAAGAGCAUGGUCCUUCAGAAAAGGCAAUAAAUGGCCCAACUAGUGCUUCUGGCGAUGAAAUUUCUAAGCUACAGCGUACUCCAGGAGAAGAAAAGAUUAAUACCUUAAAAGAAGAAAACACUCAAGAAGCAGCAGUCCUGAAUGGUGUUUCAUAAACUGAAGAAGUUCCUAGUUUACAGUUCUUUUACAUUACAUUUUACAAUAGUGCUUGUACAAGCUUGCCAAAGAUAGAAUAUGGAUCGCCAGUCUUUACAUCGCACUUUCAGUUCCUCCAUUUGGAAUUCAGAAAGGGGAGGGAUCCUGAAGAAAUCAUAUGUUAAACAUACUUUGACACCUACUGUGUUAUAAAAUAUAUCAUCAGAUGUGCCUUGAGAAUAGUAUAUGUAACAUUAAAAAAAGUUGCUGGCUAUAGGAAAUGUUAUUUUGUUUUCAAAAUAUGGCAGAGAUGGGGGGAGGAGGGUGGGGUGGGAUCCCUAACGUAAUAUUCUUUAUGAAAGCAUUAGCUGCUUUUGUUACAUUUUUAAUAAUAUGCAACCACUUCUUCACCUGAGGAAAACUAGAAUGAAAUGCAGUCUAAAAUAUUUUGCACUGAAUUGUAAUUCUUCAUUAGUUUAGUCUGGAAACUGGUCUGUUUUAAUGUGUUUUUUAAAUGCUGUAUGUUGAGGAAAAUCUGCAGACCACUGGAAUACAUUUGUUAAACUCAUCUGCAGGGACACUGGGUGAUAUUGGCAGUGACUGUUCUACAUUGAGGCUUUGUUUGGUUUAUUUAUUAAAGUGUACAGUAUUUAAAAAUCAAACAUAGCUUUAGUUAAAACACUAAGCUGAAUUAGUCAUGUCCAUUUCAGAGAUAACCUGAACUACUGAAAAGAUCAAUUUCCAGGUUUAUUCUGUAUAAAAGUACAUGUUAGUCUUCAGUAGAGUAUCUUUUCCUUUUUUUUUCUUUUUCUUUUCCUUUUUUUCUUUUUUCUUUUUCUUUUUUCUUUUUUCUUUUUUGAUUUUGGUUGUUUGAUGUGCAAUAUGUUUUUGUAUGCAGGUAGUAAAUAAACUUUGAUCUUCCAUUUGCUGAUUUUUAACUUUCUACUUUUUAUACCAGUAUACUUUUUAUAGCAUAGUAGUUGGAACUAGUAAUAGGCCUAGAAUAGUUAUCCUAAUUGCUUUUAAAAAAGCAUUACUUGCUCAUAAAUAGUAUAAAAAUAUUAAUUGAUGAGUUAAUUAUUUUGUAAUGAAACCUCUGAAAGCUUAAAAUUUAGUCUGUUAGAAUAGAUUGGCUUAGGGAAUUGGUCAUACAUUUAAUAAUUAGGAAAAGUUUUAUAAUCUACUCAAAGGCAACUUUUGGAAGGCAGUGGGAUAAAAUGCAGAAUUUUACUUUGGCCUUUGAUAAUUUACUAAAAAAUAUUUUUAUAAAUCAGAAUGGUGAGCAAUUUUUAAGUAAGAAGUAGACCAUGAACUUGGUUUUUGAUUCUCAAGGAAAUAAUUUUGAAGAUUGUCAAACUAAUGAUUGUAUUUUUUGUAUAUAUUUUAGCCACAUUACUUAAUUUUAGGAAGAUGAAGACUUCACAUAAAGUGUUUCAAAGAGUAAUAAUGAUAUAAUUAUGCAGAUAAUUGUGAGGUCAUAUCAGAUAAUUGUGGAUUUACUGGAGGAUUUUUUUCUAUAGUGGUAUAUAUAGACCACUGAGCAAGAAAGACAGCCCUUUCUGUCACUUGAUGUUUGAAAGUGUUUUUUAUGUGCAUAAUUUGUGUUAAUUUGUUAUGUGCAUAAAACUGUUAAGUGGUUUUAGUUCAUUUAUAAUGGCUGAAAGACAUUUCAAGGUAUUGCUAAAAAUGUAAUAAUUGUCAGGUCAGUGUACAUAUAACCCUAGACCUCACGUUUAUUAUCACUGAGGUUAACAUGUGAUGGCAUUAACUGCAUUUCCCUAAAAUCCUAAUAAUAGAAUUUAUAAGUAAGGUGUGGUAUGAAUAGUGCAAUCCUUGGAUUUUGAAUAACAGUAUCAAAUCAUAUCCUGAGUUUUAAAAAAAACUUAACCCACAGAUGUCUUUUUUAACCAUCAAAAGAAAGAAGUAAAACUGUUGGCCUUUUAAUUCUUGUCUAGAGUAACAGGGUUACAGAUUAAUUACAAGUUAAGAGAAUUUUCAUUAAUCCCCAAAGUGGUAAAUACGGUGUAAAGAAAAAAAUGAUUUUUCAUUUUCUUUCAUGUAGAAUAGAUUCACUAAGAUUCUUCUGCCAUAAAGAUUGUUUCACUGAGAAAGUAACCUAAAACCAUCUUAGAAAGUGGGUAUUAUACAAUCAGUUGUUCAGAAUAACCACAUUCUAGGAAAUAAGUAUCAAGAUUUCAUUAUUUACAAGUGACUAAACCCAGCAUCUUCUGUACUGCAGAACCAUGAGUGUUUUCUUGGGUAAAUACCGUAUACUCUGAUUCAGAAAAGCCUAUUCCCCAAAGGCGAUAGCUAUUGGUGAUUAGGUAGCCCACCAGAUUAUUUGAGAGGGAUGUAUGUUUUGGCUACUACACCAGUUAAGUGAGAUGUUGCUCUGGGAAAACUUACUGCUGUUAGUCCAUGCUAAAAGACACUCAACAGAAAAGCCCCAAACGUCUUGUGCAACCCCCAUAUUUCAGUAUACUUAGGUGAAAUCACAUCUGGAAGCUUAUUAAGAUUAUGUGGGGAUAAAAAUCUUUUCCUGAAACUUUGGCAAGCCUAGGAUCUUGGGUUUGGCAUUACCUUUUCAUUUCAUUAUUUUUUAAAGAUUUUAAGUAAUGUCUACAUCGGACGUGGGGCUCAAAUUCACAAUCCUGAGAUGGAGUUGCAUGCUCUACCAACUGAGUGAGCCAAGUGCCCAUGGAAUCACCUUUUUAAAGCCUUCAGUGGGCCUAAAACUUGCAAAAUGGUGUGUAUGGGUCUUUGUUGAUAGAUCAGUCACCUUUGGUAAAACAGUCACCUUUGGUAAAAUUGUACUAAGAAUACACCAAUUUUUAAGUCGUUUUGUGUAUUUUAAUGAGUUAAGCAGCACAUCAAACUGUUCGUGAAAACCUCAGACAUUCCUUAGAACAAGACUGAGGGAAGUUGCCUAAAUAGUUGUGCAAAACAAAUACAGGUACACGUACGGAAGCAAAAUAUCUAAGAACAGAGACACUAAUAAGUUACUGAGGAAGAGGCAAAAGUAGCUGGUAUUUUAUUGUUUUCUGGAUCUCCAUGUCAGCCAUUCUUUAGUAGCUUGGGUCCAUCCAUCACCUCGAUGCUAACAUCGGGUAUUUUUGUAGCUGUUAUUUGCUAGAAAUCUGAUUUGUAAUUUGAGAGAGGUCUCUGCGAGUUGGCAUAUUAACAAUGUUGCACUUAGAUUGGAUAAUAGUACCAGAUACAACUUAACACAGAUUUGCAUUUUCUUGAGGUUGAAAUCAACCUAGUUUUCCUAUAGGCUAUGCCUACAAUAAAGCUUUUAAUCUAAGGAAGGACAGAUGAAUGGAAAACCUGAUUGUAAUGCAUUAAGCCCUGUACUGGUGAUUAUUGGAGAGUAAAGGUAAAUUACUUUUACACUUGGAUUUUCUAAAAGGCUUUAAGGAAUUUGGAUUGAACUGGAUCUCUGUGUUUGGCAUUAUUCCAAAAGAUAAAAGGAUGGUGUGAAUCCUCACUGAGUUUCCUACCUUUGCUAUUAUGGUUUGGAUCCCCUAUACCUUUUUUCUUUUGAGAGAGUGCACACGCAGGCAGGGGACGGGCAGAGAGAGAGAAUCCCAAGCAGGCUCUGCUCUUGGGAUCAUGACCUGAGCUGAAUUGAAAAUCAAGAGACUCUCAAUGGACCCAGCCACUCAGGGGCCCCUCCCAGGAUCCCCUAUACUUUUUUAUAAGGACAUCUGGUAUAGUGAAUUUGGGGACUCCUUUUUUAAACUUUGUUUUAUUAGAAAGCUUUCUUGAAUGGAUAGUAGUCACAACCUUUGAUAGCAUUUGGGUUUUAUUUCAGAAACUCAAAGCAACAAUCAGUCUGCUAUAUAUAGUUAAAUUUUGGCAAGUGGUAGUAAUUUGAAGUUGCACUCAACUUGUUGAAAGUCCGAUAUGUUGAAAUAUAGGAGAUUGCCACUAGCUGACCAUUUUUGACCUACAAACGUGGCAUUUUCUUAUGUAUGGUUUUUUAAGUAUGAUCAUUUUACUCUAGAAAUCAACCAAGAGUCUAAUCAUCCUGAAAACCCCUUAUUGGUGAGAGAGAUACAUACUCAAAUAUAUUGUUUUUUAAAAGGUUAUCAGCGGAUCACGUUGUAAAGAAUCAUCUGUACCUUCUAUAUUACUACUUCAAGUACUGAAAUGUGUAGACUAUCAUGUAGCUUUCUCUUUAAGAGGAUCUCCACCAAUACAUUUGGUUUGCAUAUUACUUCUUUGGUAAUUUGAAAAUUGCAGGUAUAGAUUUAUAGAAUUGGGAGCUUCUGUGUACUUAAACCAGACAUUUCCAACUAUGCCAUGUGCAGUCUAAAGAUAGCAAAAAGCAAGGGCAAGAUUAUUUUUCACUGAUCUCAGUCUUAAAGCCCCACUAUUCCCUAGUAUACUAGUUAAUAACUUGCCAAAUUUCUUUGUUUCAGUGAUUGGUAAAUUUUUCUUGGGGUGAAACUACAGGGGUAUUCUGUGAAUAAUUUUGUAACUUUUUUACUUGCAUUGUCAAAAGUAGUUGCUCAUUUUUUAAUUUAGAGAGUAUUGCAAAAAAUUUCCCACAGUUUUUGUGGAUAAACCAAUUUAUAUUGCCUUGGAGCUUGCGUCAACCUGUUUGAGUUUCAUUUUCAACCUGCCCAUUUUCAGGUUGUAAAGAAGAAUGGAAACAUUACUUUUGACAUGCCAUUAAUUGCACUUGUACUAAGGUAACAGCAAGUGUUAACAUAUUCAUAUUAGACCUUAACACUGGAUUGUAGACAUUGUCUUUUGGUCAGGAAAAACUAGUAACACUGGAUAGAAGCUCCUAUAUUCUGUUGCUAAGGCAACACUUGGCUUUGGCUGUAAGCAGAGAUACACAGUACUCUUAACAGUGCCAAGAGCAAAAGGAGCUUAGGUCAUUGACGUUUCCUGGUACUCAAGGUUACUUUCAGUCCAAGAUUCUCUUUUAUAACCAAAAACCCACUCUAACAUUUUAAACAGUGUUUUUGUACUUUAUCUCAUUUAGAUAUUUUUUUCUAUCCUGUUCUCCCAUUGAAACAACUGUUUCAAUUCUAGCCUGAGUGUUGAAACUUAAAUGUGACUUGUCAACUCUGAAGCAUUCUGCCUGAGUGAAUUUUUUAAAUAAUCAUUUCUGACGCAGGGUUUAAGGUAAGGUGUACAUUUUCAGUACGCUGAAUAUAACUGUAGUGUGGCACAGUUAACAUGCUUAGGGUUUUACCCCUGUAUUAAAGAUGCUAGUUACCUACUUUUUACUUCUAGCUGCCUUAUGCCCUUUUUUGCUUCGAUUCUAGAGUAAGGAUAGCAGAGAAAACCAUAUAACCAAUCUUCUAGAAUUAGAAUACAUAUGUAUGGAUAUUCCACCUAUUUUCACACAAGUUCUUGAAUGGUUUGGGUGUUCUGGGAUACUGAUUUUGUAGAACUGGAAUUUUCUUUAAGUUUAUUUUGAGAAAGAGAGCACAAGUGGGGGAGGGUCAGAGAGAAGUAGAACCAGAAUCCCAAGCAAGACUCUGCAAUAUCAGUGCAGAGCCUGAUGUGGGGCUUGAACUCAAAAAUGGUGAAACCAUGACCUCAGUUGAGAUCAAGACUUGGACGCUUAACCAACUGCGCCACCCAAGCAUCCCAAUUUUUUUUUCCCCCCAUAGGUAUUUUCAUCAUUUGGAAAAUAAGAGAGGAAAAAGGUUUAACUUUGAGGACCACUUAUCAUACCCUACUUUCCUCACCAACAAAGCAUUUUUUAUAAAGCAGCAUAGGACUCAUAAUGUCAACUCUGAGGCAGUCAAGGCAAAAUUAGGGGAACUAUAUCUCUGGUAUGCCAGAUAUUCCUAUGUCCCAGUGUUGUGUUCAUACCUCCACUUCCCCCCACCCCACCCUUAAAAAACCAUUUGAGUACCUACUGAUAAAAAGGCCCCAAGCUGAAGGUGUAAGGACAAAGUCCCAGACUCAAAUUUCCUUACCACUAAGGCAAAUAUCCCUGGGUUUUCAAAUAUGUGAAGGGUACCACAGUGCAGAGGUUAACAAAGCAUGGAACUUUAGGUUUGAGAAAGAUCAGCCUUCUCAUUCAGAAUGCUGUUUUGGGUAAAUUACUUAAUCUCACUAUUGUUUCCUUGUGAAACGCUUAAAUGCUUACUUGUCUAGCACACUGUUAAGUAGUCAACGUUAACAUUACACAUCAAGUAUUUCAUUAAAAAAAAAAAUAUUAAAAGAGGAAGGCUUUUUUACACAGAUCAUACUUGAAUCAAUUACCCACUAUGAUCUGGAAGCCCUCUGUCAAGUGACCUUUCCCCAAGAAAAAUGGUAGGAGUGCUUAAUAGCCUACAAUGAAAUGUGGAUUCUUCUAUUUAAGGUAAGCCUAGAGGAAAUAAAACUGAUUACUGUGAAAGAAAAACAUGCUUUGUUGUGCUCAGUGUUAUUUUAAAGCAUUUUUCAUUGUCUUAAUAUUUGCCUUUAAACAGGUGUGCUAUUUGUAUUACACACCUAAAAAUAUACCUACUACAUGACGUUUUCCCUUUCAAGGUUCAUGCUUGACUGCCUGUGGGCCUAUUAACACUCUAUUUGUCUUUCAAAAAUUUGUUUUUAGUUUUAAUUGAUAAUAUCUCUUAAAGCUCUUGUUCAAGAAACUUGAUUAGUCGAAAAGACUGAAAUAAAAGGUUAGUAAGCCAAAAUACA